UUCCUCCUCAAGGAACAGGGCGACUUUACGGGCCCGCUCCGCCCCGCCCCGCUGAGGCUCCAUUAGCCCAAGCAAGCCCCGUCCUUCUCCAGGGAAAAGGGACGCGGAGGGGUUAAAGCAGACAAGUUCGGCUGCCUAGAACAGACGACUGUGGCGGUGGCUGGGGGGGGAAGCGAGCGCGCGCGCGCGCACCCUCGGGAAGACAAGGACUUUCUUCCCUCCCCCUCCUUGUUUUCUCCGCGCGGAAAAAGCGAAGCGCGGCGCGCGCGCCAGGUGAACGGGCCGACUUGACAGCGGUGGGAGGGCAGGAAGGAGGUUGCGGUGGUUUGUUCACCAAGCCAAAAGUAAAUCCAGUCAACCUUGGUGGGAAUUCUUGGAAGCCUUCAGGACUGAAGCAGAAAGAUGGAUCCUAACCGGGAAUUGCCGCAUAUCCAUUUUCAAGAAUCGGCAAAAGAACCGAAAAUGGAGUCCAGGAGUCCAAACCGCUCCGGUGCCACCCAGUCAUUCUGGGACUCUGAGUUGGGGCUGCUGCGCGUGAUCGUCAAGGAAGAAGAUGACAGCGAAGAGGCCAAUCCAUCAGAAAACUGGACGGCAAGAUCAACCACAGAGGGAGGUUCCUUCCCCGAAAGAUUCACUUCGGAGCAUCAGCUGAAACGUUCGCCAGAAAAUACGCAGGACAGUAUUUUUCCUCCGGUGAAAGUGGAAACCAUCCAGAUUAAGGAGGAGCCCGCAGAGAUAUCUGUAACGAUACUCGAGCACCCCAAUGCCGAAGGGACGAGUCCCAACAAGUGCGCCCUGUGCGGAAAGACCUUCAGUUGCAAGUCGGACCUCACCAGACACCAGAGGACUCACACGGGCGAGAAGCCCUUCCGAUGCUUCGAGUGUGGGAAAAGCUUCAGCCGAGGAGAUUAUCUGAUUUUGCACCAAAAGCUGCACCGGGGGGAGAAGCCCUACAAGUGCUCCGAGUGCGGCAAGGGCUUCUACCGAAGCACCCGGCUGAUUUCCCACAAAAAGGUCCACCUGGCCGAGAAACUCUACAAGUGUUUCCGUUGCGGCAAGAGCUUUGGCGACGAGGCCAAGCUUGCCCAACACAAGCAGGCCAAGCACACGAACGAGCGGCCGCACACCUGUCCCGAGUGCGGCAAGAGCUUCCGCCGGAGCACGCACCUCACCAGGCACCAGAAAAUCCACGCCCGCAAGGCCCGCUACCGCUGCCUGCAGUGCGAGAAGACCUUCACUUGUCGAAAGCACCUCCUGUCCCACGAGCGGACUCACACGGGAGACAAGCCCUACAAAUGCUUGGACUGCGGCAAGAGGUUCAGCUUCAGCGGGAACCUCGCCUCGCACCUGAGGAUGCACACGGGGGAGAAGCCGUACCUGUGCCUCGAGUGCGGGAAGAGUUUCAGCCGGAGCGCCCACCUCACUCUGCAUCAGAGGACCCACACCGGGGAGAAGCCGUACACCUGCCUGGAGUGCGGGCGAGCCUUCAGCCAAAGCAGCAACCUCACCUCCCAUCAGCGCAUCCACACCGGGGAGAAGCCGUACGAGUGUCCCGUGUGCGGGAAACAGUUUUCGCGGGGCGACUCGCUGGUCUCGCAUCAGAGGAUCCACGCCGCCGAAAUCAUCUGAUCCGGGGUUUGAAGAGCGUUUGGCACAACAGGGCCUCUUGGCAACAGGCUUCGGUUGCGAGGGGGGGACAAAAAGGAAAAGAUGGCAGACUCUUGCUUCGUGUCAAAAUAAUCGCUGUGUGUGAGAAGCUUCGUCAUUGUUGCCUUUGAAGGUUCUCAAAGGUCACGGUUGUCUCAAAGUUGCUUUUUUCCAAAAGAUAACCGGAGUUUCUUGGGGUUUUUUUUUCCUUGAAAACGUUUCGCUUCUUGGGGAAAAAAAAAAAGUCAGGUUGCCUUUCAGAAAAAAAAGCACCUUUCGGACUUCUUCAUUUGUUACAUACAUGGACAAACAGAAUUGGAAAACGAUAGUCAAGGACAGUGUAUUAUUAUAUGUUAUGGAGGUUAAUAAGAUAAUAAGCAACACCCUGCUGGAUCGGACCCCAGGCCCACCUUGCCUGGCCAAGGAAGCCCUCAGGUCUUCCAGAAGAUGGCCUUCAGAGACAGCCAUCCUGCCAUCCAGACUUCCAGAAGUGGCAUCCACGCACUUCCGGUGGGCCGUUCUGGGCCUGGGAAGCCGCCCCGGCUCAGAACGGACUUCCAGAGGUGGCAUCCACGCACUUCUGGUGGGCCAUUCUGGGCCUGGGAGGCCUCCCUGGCUCAGAAUGGACUUCCGGAGGUGGCAUCCACACAUUUCUAGUGGGCCGUUCUGGGCCUGGGAGGCCUCCCUGGCUCAGAACAGACUUCCAGAAGUGGCAUCCACGCACUUCCGGUGGGCCGUUCUGGGCCUGGGAGGCC
Molecule: messenger RNA, 2402 nt
Organism: Crotalus tigris (Tiger rattlesnake)
Lineage: Eukaryota; Metazoa; Chordata; Lepidosauria; Squamata; Viperidae
Product: zinc finger protein OZF-like
Exons: 5
Coding region: 403-1629 (408 amino acids)
Biological process (GO): regulation of transcription by RNA polymerase II
Cellular component (GO): nucleus
Molecular function (GO): RNA polymerase II transcription regulatory region sequence-specific DNA binding; DNA-binding transcription factor activity, RNA polymerase II-specific
Source: RefSeq, a predicted model, not a curated record